Scomber scombrus (Atlantic mackerel) is the source of this 2043-nucleotide messenger RNA. RefSeq names its product protein kinase C, alpha, b (gene prkcab). NCBI's taxonomy places the organism in Eukaryota, Metazoa, Chordata, Actinopteri, Scombriformes, Scombridae. Gene Ontology annotation, molecular function: zinc ion binding; ATP binding; diacylglycerol-dependent serine/threonine kinase activity. The transcript is spliced from 18 exons. Bases 1 to 2043 code for a protein of 680 amino acids. Gene Ontology annotation, biological process: protein phosphorylation. The record is from RefSeq and is a predicted model, not a curated record.
AUGGCUGACCAUCUUUUGCAUUAUAGUGACUCAGCUGGGGUUGGGAAUCGAUUCGCUCGCAAAGGUGCUUUGCGACAGAAAAAUGUGCAUGAAGUGAAAAACCACAAAUUUACUGCGAGGUUUUUCAAGCAGCCGACGUUCUGCAGCCACUGUACAGACUUCAUAUGGGGAUUUGGAAAACAAGGAUUUCAAUGCCAAGUGUGCUGUUUUGUGGUUCACAAACGGUGCCAUGAAUUUGUCACCUUCUCCUGUCCUGGGGCUGACAAGGGUCCUGACACAGAUGACCCCAGAAGCAAGCACAAGUUCAAGAUCCACACAUAUGGCAGUCCCACCUUCUGCGACCACUGCGGUUCGCUGCUGUACGGGCUCAUCCACCAGGGGAUGAAAUGUGACACCUGCGACAUGAACGUGCACAAGCAGUGUGUGGUCAACGUGCCAAGCCUGUGUGGGAUGGACCACACGGAGCGCCGGGGUCGCCUCUUCCUCAAGAUCGAGGUCAGCGGGGACAGGCUACACGUCACAGUGGGUGAAGCCAGGAACCUGAUCCCAAUGGAUCCAAAUGGUUUAUCAGACCCGUAUGUUAAACUCAAACUCAUCCCAGACCCAAAGAAUGAGACCAAACAGAAGACCAGGACCAUCCGUUCAUCUCUCAACCCCUGCUGGAACGAGUCCUUCAACUUCAAGCUGAAAGCAGCCGACAAGGACCGCCGUCUCUCCAUUGAGGCGUGGGACUGGGACCGAACCACCCGGAACGACUUCAUGGGCUCCAUGUCAUUUGGAGUGUCCGAGCUGAUCAAAGCUCCCACCUGUGGCUGGUAUAAGUUGCUGAACCAGGAGGAGGGGGAGUACUACAACGUGCCCAUCCCUGAGGAAGACGAUGUCGACCUGGAGCUCCGACAGAAGUUUGAGGACUGCCAGUUAAAUAUCCACUAUCUCAAGAAAGCCAAGCUGGGCCACGGUAAGAAAGUGAUCACACCGUCAGACCACCGGCGGUUCAGCCUGCCUUCAGGUAACAUGGACCGGAUCCGACUCAGUGACUUUAACUUCCUGGCCCUGCUGGGGAAAGGCAGCUUCGGCAAGGUAAUGUUGGCAGAGAUGAAAUCAACAGAGGAGCUGUAUGCCAUCAAGAUCCUAAAGAAAGAUGUCGUAAUCCAGGAUGAUGAUGUUGAAUGUACAAUGGUGGAAAAGAGAGUCUUGGCCCAGAGAGACAAACCGCCUUUCCUCACACAGCUGCACUCCUGCUUCCAGACUGUGGAUCGGCUGUACUUUGUGAUGGAGUACAUAAAUGGAGGAGACCUCAUGUAUCAUAUCCAGCGUAUGGGCAAGUUCAAGGAGCCACAGGCAGUGUUUUAUGCUGCAGAGAUUGCGGUCGGUUUGUUUUUCCUUCAUCGGAAGGGAAUCAUCUACAGGGAUCUGAAGCUUGACAACGUGAUGCUGGACUCCGAGGGCCACAUCAAGAUUGCUGACUUUGGCAUGUGUAAGGAGAACAUGUAUGAAGGCAUGACCACACGCACGUUCUGUGGCACACCCGACUACAUUGCACCAGAGAUUAUAGCAUACCAGCCGUAUGGGAAAUCUGUGGACUGGUGGGCAUAUGGCGUUCUUCUGUAUGAGAUGCUGGCAGGACAGCCGCCAUUUGAUGGAGAGGAUGAGGACGAGCUAUUCCAGUCCAUCAUGGAGCACAAUGUGUCCUACCCUAAGUCCAUGUCUAAAGAAGCGGUGUCCAUCUGCAAAGGGCUGAUGACCAAGCACCCAUCAAAGCGUCUCGGCUGUGGCCCAGAAGGCGAGAGGGACAUCAGAGAGCAGGCCUUCUUUAGACGCAUUGACUGGGAUCGCCUGGCCAACAGAGAGAUCCAGCCGCCAUUUAAACCCAAAGUGUGUGGCAAAGGAGCAGAAAACUUUGACAAGUUUUUCACACGCACCCAGCCCGUGCUGACCCCUCCCGACCAGCUGGUCAUCGCCAACAUCGACCAGAGCGAGUUUGCAGGCUUCUCCUACAUCAACACUCAGUUCACCCAUCCAUCCCUGCACAGCGUGGUAUGA